Pipistrellus nathusii (Nathusius's pipistrelle) is the source of this 234-nucleotide messenger RNA. The record is from the annotation of a GenBank genome assembly. Lineage: Eukaryota; Metazoa; Chordata; Mammalia; Chiroptera; Vespertilionidae.
AUGAGGCUCCAUCUCUCUGGGCUGCUCUUCCUCCUAGUGAUUUCAUUGGAUUCAGGGAAUGGUCUGGUUGGAAAUGAUGGAAUAUUAGUUCGUGCCUGCACGGUAGCUGGUGGCAAAUGUUUCUUUGGUUGUAAACAAGGAUGGCAAUGGAUAAUGUAUUGUUUCAGCAUAUUUUCUUGUUGCAAAGAAUUGAAAAGAGAAGUCAAACCCCCCCAGGCCUUUGAGUUCGAUUAA